AUGGCCUCCAAACCUACCCUGAUCUUCUGCCCCGGGGCCUGGUACCCAACCACGGCCUUUGAGCCCCUGGUCGCCCACUUCCCUGACCACAGCACGUAUACCGUCGCCUUCCCCUCGAUCCAACAGGCUACCAGCGUCCAAGACCUACAGCCCGACAUUGACGCGCUCCGCACCCUAGUUGAGCAGGAAGCCAACGCAGGAAAGGACGUCGUCGUCAUCUCGCACAGCUGGUCUGGCCUACCCGUAAACAGCGCCCUGGAUGGUCUCAGCAAGACCGAGCGACAAGCCGCCGGCGAGACCGGUGGGGUAGCCAAAUUAAUCUUCAUCUCGGCCUUUAUCCCCGAAAUUGGUGAGAGCUUGAUCGGGGCCUUUGGUGGGGUUCCUCCCGACUGGUAUGACCGCGAUGUAAGUCAAUUAUAUAAUUAUCUUUCUCUUCCAAUCUCUUCUCUUCUCGGAUCCCCAUCUCACCCUCGACUGCAGGAGGCCAAUGGUACUGUAAGCGCCGUCGACCCAUAUAGUCUCUUCUUCCACGACGUCCCCGACGGCGAACAAUGGGCCCAGACCCUUCGUCCGCACGCUUGGGCGACUAAGAAUUCGCCCGCCACUAGCGCGGCCUAUACCCGCAUCCCUAGCGUAUAUCUUCAGUGCGAGAACGACCGUGCCAUCCCACUCUUCGUUCAGCAGUUGAUGGUGGAAAAGGCCCGCGGGAAGGGCGCCCAGAUGACAACGGAGAUCAUCGCCACGGGUCAUUCGCCGUGGCUUGUGGAUCCCACGCCCGUGGCUGAUUUUGUGCAGCGAAGCCUAGCGUAA
Molecule: messenger RNA, 810 nt
Organism: Penicillium verhagenii
Lineage: Eukaryota; Fungi; Ascomycota; Eurotiomycetes; Eurotiales; Aspergillaceae
Product: alpha/beta hydrolase
Exons: 1
Coding region: 1-810 (269 amino acids)
Source: RefSeq, a predicted model, not a curated record